CCUAAGAAUUUUGCUCUUCCUUUUUCCUCAUCACUUAACAAAUGCUAUCAUCAUUGCACUUUUAUGGUUAUAAUAUUCCAUUUGCAAAUGUGAAAUUUUCUCCUUUAAAAUCCAAGAUUAGGGCCUCUAGUCUCUUUGUAAGCAACAAAUCUCACAUUUACUUAGCCAUGGAACAAGAAAGAAAAGAGGGAGUACUUCAAGAGAGAUCAAUAGAUAUUAGUCUCAAAGACCUAUCUAAGCAGCUUGAAGAAUUUGCUAAGGUUAGAAACUGGGAAAAGUUUCACAGCCCUAGGAAUUUGCUCCUUGCCAUGGUAGGUGAAGUAGGGGAGCUAUCAGAGAUAUUCCAAUGGAGAGGAGAAGUAGAUAGAGGGUUACCAAAUUGGAAGGAAUCAGAUAAAGAGCAUCUUGGUGAAGAAUUAUCUGAUGUAUUGCUUUAUCUUAUCAGAUUGGCUGAUAUUUGUGGCAUUGAUCUUGGUGAUGCUGCUACUAAGAAAAUUGUCAAGAAUUCUAUCAAAUAUCCUGAGCCAAAUGUCUUUUGAUAAAAGACGUGUUUUACUAAUUGUUUGUGUAUCACAAGAGUUUUUUGUGUGUUUGGUGAUGAAGGAAAAAAAAAAUACUAUAUCAUUUUGGUGAGACUAAAAAUAAAAUAGUUUUGCCUUUAUUCUGUAUUCAAGGCUUUGAUGUAUUUUUUUUUCGA
Molecule: messenger RNA, 697 nt
Organism: Nicotiana tabacum (common tobacco)
Lineage: Eukaryota; Viridiplantae; Streptophyta; Magnoliopsida; Solanales; Solanaceae
Biological process (GO): nucleoside triphosphate catabolic process
Molecular function (GO): nucleoside triphosphate diphosphatase activity
Source: RefSeq, a predicted model, not a curated record